GCAUCAAUGUAAAGGGCUAAUUAUUGAAACAGGAUUAAAAAGAAUGAAAUGAAGAACGCGGGAUUAGAAAACGACGCUUCAGUCAUUCAUAUCAGUAAACUACAACAGUUACCUCCCUCAGAAAAUGGGUUAAUUCCCCUUAGCUUCUCUUCAUUCAAUGAAAAAACUCAAACGCCCGUUCCUUGUAUAAAACAACUGAUCCACAACGACACGGUGACUACAGACAUAGAUUCCACUUCUGUUUUAGUGGAUAACGUAAAAACAGCUAAUAUCGAUGUUGACAUCAAUGCGGGUGAUGAUCCACAAGGAUCUGUAUCCAGAUUUGAUAAAUACAAAAAAUGGAUAAAAUGGUGUAUAUAUGUUCUUCUGAUUCUCGGCUACUUCGUGUACUUUGGACUGGCACUAGCCUGGAACUUCAGACAAGCGAUUCCAGUUUUAGUGAUGACGUGUCUUGCCGUGGUGGUGGUUGCUAAACGGUUAGGGUACAGACUGUAUACAAGGAAUAGUUCAUCGGCGUUGUUUCUUAGAGUGUCCGAAACCAAGGCAGCUUUCAGUAAAGUGGCGGCGAAGUUUUCUGAUUUUCUCGAAAAGAGACCUGUUAAAAUAACAUGUUACGUCAUAACAGUAGGCGCCAUGUUGGCCUAUGUGGUUGUGAAAAACUAUCAAAAUUUGGACGACUUGAAGCCGGCCCUAGGUCUCUUCGUCAUUGUCUUCUUCAGCUGGCUUAUUUCAUAUGAUAGAUACAAGGUAAAAUGGCGCCCAGUGAUCUGGGGACUCGCCAUGCAGAUGGUGCUGGGUCUCGUCGUGUUGAGGACCGCUGUUGGUGCCAACGUCUUCAGCUUCCUGGGGCACCAGAUUGAAAUUUUUCUCAGCUACGUCAAUGCCGGUGUGCUGUUUGUCUUUGGGGAUAGGUACGAGGAUUUUUACUUCGCCUUCAAGCUGAUGCCAACAAUCAUCUUCAUGAGUUCCGUCAUCUCUGUGGCCUACUACCUUGGUGCCAUGCAGUGGGUCAUCCACGGCAUCUCCACCGUCAUGUCCUACACCAUGGGAACUACAGCAGCAGAAAGUACCAGCACAGCUGCCUGUAUCUUCCUGGGGCAGCCUGAAGCAUCUCUGACCAUCAAACCGUUUCUCCAUCUUAUGACGAGAUCUGAGCUCUUCGCAAUCUUGACUGCAGGCUUCGCUUCCGUCACGGCUGACGUUUUUUCAUUGUUUGUUAAUUAUGGAAUGUCAUCCUCUGACAUUAUCACAGCCGUGCUGAUGUCAGCUCCAGCUGGUAUAGCCGUGUCCAAGCUCAUCUGUCCAGAGACGGAGGUCACGCUGACCGGGUCACACAAACAGAUACGAGCCACGGAAAACACCAAGGCCCAAAACGUCAUCGACGCUGCCAUCACGGGGGCCCAAGACGCCGUGGGAAUCAUCGUAGCUGUCCUCGCCACCAUCAUCGCCUUCCUCAGCAUCUUCGCUUUCCUCAACGCUGUCGUCUCUUACUUAGGGAGCCUCGUCAACAUCCAAGGCUUGACCAUCGAUGGGAUCAUCGCCUACCCUUUGAUGCCCGUGGUGUACCUGAUGGGCGUGCCGUGGUACGACUGCCGGGCCGUGGGGGAGAUCGUGGGACUGAAGACCUUCGUCAACGAGCUGGUCGGGUACCAGCGCUUGUCGGAGAUGGUGAAAGCGGGUGAGAUCCUAUCGAAGAGGUCUGAGAUUGUUGCAAUGUACGCCCUUUGUGGGUUCUCCAACCCCACGUCCGUAGGGGUCGCUCUAGGGGGACUGUCAGCCAUGGUCCCAGAAAAAAGAAUGGAGCUGGCAAAAAUUAUCUUGAUGACUUGGUUGGCGGGAUGUCUUGCUUGCUUCAUGACAGCCUCAUGGGCAGGUUUAUUGUAUGUCGAAGACUUGUCUACGUCUGUGAUGAACAAAACAGUCUCAACCCCGUGAUUGAUCAAGUGUGGGUAAAAUAAAUUCACAAGAGAAAAAAAACGUCAGAGGAAACAAGUCACAGAAAGAAAGAAGAAAAAAAACACAUCACAGUAAAAAAAAAUUACAGAAAGCAAGAAAAACGUCACAUUAAACAGAUUAAAGAGUAAAAAAA
Messenger RNA from Physella acuta, 2089 nucleotides. RefSeq names its product putative transporter YutK. Gene Ontology annotation, cellular component: plasma membrane. Gene Ontology annotation, molecular function: nucleoside:sodium symporter activity. Lineage: Eukaryota; Metazoa; Mollusca; Gastropoda; Physidae. The record is from RefSeq and is a predicted model, not a curated record. Gene Ontology annotation, biological process: nucleoside transmembrane transport.